AGAUGGCUUUAAUGUUCUGACUAAGAAAUGGCAUGCAAAAGUAAGGCAAGAAGAGAGAGAGAUUGGUGGUGGAAAUGAAGAAAUUAGAGGAGUUGAAAAACUGGAAGGGGAGAAAAAAAAGACAACGGAGAUGUGGGAAAGAGCCAUGGAGAAGUUAAACGUGACCAAAAAGAGGCACGGCGAAACAGAAAAGAGGAAUUAUAUUUGGCCAAUCGAUGACUCCCCUGAGGUCUGCGUUGGCCGCAAUACUUCCCUUGAGACAGAGAUUUCUAGCGAAAUUCCUCACUAUACAAUGAUGUGGAAACACUAUACCAAACCCAUCACAACAACUGAGCAUUAUACUAUGAAAAGAGCAACUCUGUAUAUAUAUAACGCCUUACCUAUUCACUCUGGAAUGUACCGUGCUAUUCUCUUUAGUAAGGAAGAUUUCAAGAAUUUGGGUACCGCCACGUUUCAUCUAAAAGUUUUUGAUGUACACCUAAACGUUCUGGUCGAGAGCCCUGUUAUUAUAGAGCGUGGAGGCAUAGCCAUAUUGAAAGUUAACAAAUCCCAGGAGGGAGAUUUACUAUGGAUGCAUGGUGAAGAAAUGGUGCAAGGGUCUGAACCGCACUACACCUUUGCGAAUUCCAGUAAAACUGAGCUGGAAAUUUAUGACGCAGGCCCGGAGCAGGCAGGAAUUUACGAAGUUUUAAUCAAAAAAGGCAAAUGUCAGAUACUUAAAGAAAUCGAAGUGCGGAUAUUAGAAUGUCAUACUAUCACUGCAGGAAAGUUCGUCGACAUUUGGCCGAUCAGCCGUUUUAACGACGCCUGUGUUGGUGAUAAGGUUUCCUUUAAAAAUGACAUUGUCGGCGAUUUUUAUGGCUUUAAACUUCUUUGGACACAUGGCUCCAAACUCAUUGUGCAGGAAAAUGAAAAUUAUUCCCUGAAGAAAAAUCACACAGUGUUGGAUGUACAUAACAUUUUACCUUCCCUCGCUGGAGACUACUACGCCUACGUUGUUACAAAACAGGAUCAGUCAGUUGAGGACAUGUUUGAUUAUUCUUCAUUUCAUCUGAGAGUUCACGAUGUCGACUUGAAGACUCUCGUCGAGAGUCCCGUUGUGAUGAAGCUUGGUAAUAAAGCCACCUUGAAAGUCGAGAAAUCAGAGUUGGGCACGUUGGUCUGGACACAUGAUGGAGAACUCGUUGAUGGCAAGAAC
Pocillopora damicornis (cauliflower coral) is the source of this 1198-nucleotide messenger RNA. RefSeq lists its product as uncharacterized. Lineage: Eukaryota; Metazoa; Cnidaria; Anthozoa; Scleractinia; Pocilloporidae. The record is from RefSeq and is a predicted model, not a curated record.